AUGCGUCUGGCGUACAUCGUCGUAGCUGCUCUAGCUGCCCAUUCCACUUGCACUGAUGCAGUCUCAACUAGUAUCAAUUCAAAGACUGUUCUCGAGCAUGACGACCCACUCGCUCCUCGCGAGAUGGAAGAUGAUCAUGUCAACAGCACAAACACGAAGAAGUUAUUGAGGAUCGUCACUGCCAACAAAGACUUGCAAGCUGACGACGAGGAGAGAAACGCGGCCAACGUCGCUGAGGAGCUGAAGCCAGUGGUCAUGAAGCUGUCACAAAGUACCUUCUUGGGGAAGACUUCUGACGUGGCGGUCGCAGCUGCAACAGGGACCAAAGCGCUGGUAGAUAAACUUGCUCUGCAGUACAGGGCCGCUAUCUCGAAGGUGCUGAAACUGAUGGAACCGCUUGGGAGCAAGCUGGCGAAUAGUCCGAUCUUUGUUAAGCUCGUGGAGCUUGCACACAUGAUCAGGAACAUCAAGGUUGGCGACUCAACGAUGGGUGAGCGCUUCAAAGCAGCUAAAGUAAAACACUCGUUCAAGACAAGCACGGGUCCGACGGGUGUCGAGCUGAAAGAGAGUACCGGGCCCGUUGUCGUUGGUGAUGCCGAGCUCAAGGCUAAAACCGGACCAGUUGUCGUGGAUGAUUCCAAGCUAAAAGCGGGUGCCAAACUCGGUGUCGUGGAUGAUCCCAAAUUAAAAGAGAACACUGGACCUGGCGCCGUGAAAGAUGCCGAGGUGAAAUCGAGUACCGGUCUCGGACGCACGGACGAUUCCAAGCUGAAAGCGAAGGCUGAACACGAUGUCAUCGAGGAUUCCAGGCUAAAGGCCAGUACCAGGCAUGUUGUCAUGGGGGAUCCUGAGUUGAAACCAAGUACUGGUCUCGGACCCACGGACGAUUCCAAGCUGAAAGCGAAGGCUGAACACGAUGUCAUCGAGGAUUCCAAACUGAAAAAAAGUACUGUUGACGUGGAGGAUCCUAAGUUAAAACUGAGUGCUGGACUCGGAACCGUGGGUGAUGUCAAGCUGAAAGAGAGUACUGUACUUGAUGUCGCGGGGGAUUCCAAGCUGGAAGCAAGUACCAGACCGAGUGUCGUAAAAGCUGCUGAGCUGAAACCGAUUACUGGACCUGGUGCUAUUGAUGAUUCCAAGCUGAAAGAGAGUACAAGACCUGUUUUUGAUGAGAAUCUCAAGCAAAAAACAAGUACCGGACAUGGCAUCGUAGAGGAUCUAAAGUCGAAGACAAAAAUUGGAUUCGGUAUCGCAGAGGAUCCCGAGCUGAAAGUGAGUACUGGACCGGGUGUCGUGGAUGCCGCCAAGAUGAAGGCGAGUACCGGACUUGGUGUCGUGGAUGAUUUUAAUCCGAGGGCUACUACCAGAUCCAAGGUAAUGAGCGAUGCCGGACUGAAGGCGAGGACUGGACCCGACGUAGUGAGCGAUGCUGGGCUGAACACAAGGACUGGACCCGGUGCCGUGCGUGAUGCCGAGCUGAAAAUGGAUACCGAGCCCAAUGUCAUGGAGGACGUUGAGCUCAGACCGAGUACUGGUCCCGGUGUUGUAGACGCUGAGAAGAUGAAACCGAAUACUGCGCCCGGUAUCGUGCGUAUGACGAGUCCUAGAGUUGGAGAUGGUGCCACAGGGCAGAUAACCAAUCGGAACUCUCGGCAGUAUGGCGUGCCGCAUGAGGCUCCUCUCCAUGCGCCGCGUGAUAUCAUGGAACCGUUGAUGGAUGCCGUGGCCGGACUUCCUGCAAUAAUCAAGGCCCCCUUCACAGGGUGGGGAAAAUCAUUAAGCAACUUGUGGAAAGGCGACGGCCUCGCUAAAGAACAGGCCACAGCCGCCGAAAGACAGAGAUUAAGCGAUCACGAUUGGGAAGCUGAUUGGCAAUCUUGA
Messenger RNA from Peronospora matthiolae, 1881 nucleotides. The record is from the annotation of a GenBank genome assembly. NCBI's taxonomy places the organism in Eukaryota, Oomycota, Peronosporomycetes, Peronosporales, Peronosporaceae.